Messenger RNA from Penicillium argentinense, 5223 nucleotides. Its product is annotated as bifunctional ATP-dependent DNA helicase/ssDNA endodeoxyribonuclease DNA2. Bases 1 to 5223 code for a protein of 1740 amino acids. Gene Ontology annotation, cellular component: cytoplasm. Gene Ontology annotation, molecular function: 5'-flap endonuclease activity; single-stranded DNA helicase activity. Gene Ontology annotation, biological process: replication fork reversal. The transcript has 8 exons. The record is from RefSeq and is a predicted model, not a curated record. NCBI's taxonomy places the organism in Eukaryota, Fungi, Ascomycota, Eurotiomycetes, Eurotiales, Aspergillaceae.
AUGUGGCAACAACAAUUGCAAUUGGUAUGGCACUGCGAUGACGAGUGGAGGGGCGGAUUGAUGUUGAAGCCGCAAAAGGCCGCUGGGGAGCUGACCGGUGACGGCGCUAGUCCUGUUUGGGCGAUUUUCCCUGUCCGCCUUUACUGCCUGAAAUACAAGGCUUCACAAGACCCGGUCAUUGCAUCUGCCUACCCAUACUGGGCGCAAGAGCUUCUGAGUACAUAUAUCUCUCUACCUUGCCAACGGGCUCGAGAAUGUAUCGUUACCCGAUUUGAGACAAAUUUCUGGGAUAUCCUGGGCCAGAACACGGCUAUGGCGACGAACAACAACGCACACCCCAUCUCGUCCGGCUCACGCACAAAACUGGAUGCCUUCCGCUACCAAGACGCGAAGACGGCCCCAGAGAAGGUGCCCUCGAAAGACGGGACACAACCCGCACAUGGAAAUAAAGAGAACCAGAGCUCAUGGCUGAACGGUGUGGUGGAACCGAUGCAUACAUCUCCAGACAAGAACGACCCUUCGCCGGCAGAGUCCUCAGUGAAUGACCUUAAGCCCGUCAAAGAAUGCCCUCAGACUCCAGGAAAUCGGAUACCUCUCGCAGACCUCAUUAGCAAUGCUGAAGAUUCUUUCGACCCGGCGCCGGGUCCAGAGGUGACGCCUGUGGACCAUGUUGUCUGGCAACAUAUUCCUGCAAGCUCAAACCCAGACACUUCGUCCCAAACACCGGGCGGCCGUCGAAGGAAACGUCGUCACAGCUCAUCCCCUGCCGGCUCUCCCUCACGCACAUACUCGGAAAAGACCAAGGAACCACUCGAUCUUCAAUCCAUACAAGCUCUUUUUAAAACCCCUCAACAUGAUCUUGCUGCAGAGCUGUGGAAUAACUACAUGGAUAAACAUGUGGUUAACGGGACCGAGGAUCUCCCUCCAAACCGUCUAGCAAACCUUCUCUCCUCUUCUCCUCAAACGCCGGUUUCGGGAAGGACAAGUCGCGAUUCCUCGGGCUUAAGACGCUCGAUUAGCUGUGCUGCUGAGUGGCCAACAACCAGAGCGAAAAGAAGACGAUUCAAUCGCCAAGAUCAAGGCUCAGGUCGGGGUAUCUUCUCUCGCACCAGCAGCAAUGUUUUGGACUCGGGGAAAAAACAAUCCUCAAGGAUCAACUUCUUGCUGGAGACCAUUGAGAAAAGCCUCCAGCCGCCCCAGCCAACCGAGAUGGGCCCACUUGGUUCUUCUCCGUUGCGGCAAAGGGUCGAUGCCCAAAGAUGCCGUUCGUCGUCUCCAAUAACAGACCGGAAAGGACUUGGAAAUGCUGGGACUGAACAGGCUCUCCCUGUGCCAUCCGAAGAAAAUAGCGUAAUUGCCAAGACAAAUAAGUUUCACGACCUCUCAUCUGACUUUGGGGACGACGACCUUGAUCAAGACCUUAUGGAUCUAGCAGAUGCUUCAGCGGAUCCAUUUGUCGAACCAGAAAAGGACCGCAACGACUCUGACUUCUUGGGCUCCUCUGCCUGGUCGAGUUACGCGGCAGGAAAGCUUCAUUCAAGCCAUCCGAAGCCAAUAUCCACCACGGAUGACAAACCGUCAAUUGUUAAUGAAAUCAUGAAUAACGAACCCAAACCCGAUGAUUCGGAUGACUUCGAUGACGAGUAUGGCGAUCUCGACAAUUUUGAAGAUAUACUUGCAGAAUGCCACGGGAACACGGAACAGGCCAAUUCGUUCAAGCCGCAGGCCGUGGGCCUGGCGACCACUGCAUCUGCUGUCGCGGCCGUGAGCAUGCAAGGCAAGCCUAAUAUUCAAGCCCCAGCGGAUGUGACAGCAUCGUCUGAGGACGAGUUCGAUGAUGACUUCGAUCUGGACGCCAUCGAGCAGACUAUGAAGCAGGCGAGUCAAAAUGGUGAUUACAACCUGAAAGAUCGAACCGCCAUUAAACGUUACCUGAUCGUGGAAAUUGCAGAGAGCACGUACGUGUCUCUUAAAGGACGUACUCAACCCGAACAGGUACUAUCGGUCGAGGACGAAAAGACAAAAGCCCGAAGAGUCAUAAUCCUACGGGAUUCGUGGUAUGACACUCCCUGCAGCAAGGACUCAUAUCUUCAUUUGGUCGGAAAUUUCGAUUCUUCUGGUCUAUGCGUCGUAGACAACUCCAAUCAUAUGAUCAUUCUUCAUCCUGAUCAUUUGAUAUCAGCCACGGUCGUGGCAGACUCAGUCGAUUGUCAACGUCGAGCUGUUUUACAAGAUCGGAUCAAAGCCUUUGCCCAACUCGAAAAGCCGCAAGCAUUCGGUGUAUUUUUCCACGAGGUCUUUCAAGAGGCCUUGAAGGCUAACCAAUGGGGUCUGGAUUCUUUGAGGUCUUUAGUCGAGAGAGUUCUGGUCGGACAUAUCGAAGAAUUGUACGCGAUCAACAUGAGCGUUCAAGAAGCAGUCGGCGAAAUCAUGGGCAAAAUCCCAACUAUUCUGGCUUGGGCAGAGGUUUUUCUCCAUGCAAAGCCACAGGCUAAUUCAAUGGUUGAAGAUCGCAACAGCUCAAAGCUCAACCUCAGCAUCAACAAAUUACUCGAGGUUGAGGAGCACAUCUGGUCACCCAUGUACGGGCUCAAAGGCAACAUCGAUGCCACAGUCCAGGUUGCUUGUCGCGAUGAUACUGGUGUAAAAAAUCUUGUCGUUCCCUUGGAGCUGAAGACUGGGAAACGCGAUACCAACCAAGGUCAUAGAGCCCAAACAGCUCUAUAUACACUCCUCCUUUCUGAUCGAUACGAUAUUGAGGUCACUUUUGGCCUCCUUUACUACCUUGAAACCUCGAAGACACUCAGCAUCCGAGGCAUUCGGCAUGAGCUUAUUCAAAUGCUGCAAGUAAGAAACCAGCUUGCUGUUUACAUACGCGAGAAGACGCAUCUCCCUCCGAUGCUCAAGCGGUCGCGCAUGUGCAAUAGGUGUUAUGCGAAAACCCCUUGUCUCGUAUAUCACAAACUCUCAGAAGAUGGCACUGGUGAGACAAGCGGCCUUGGUGAAAACUUCGAGACUGCAACGCAACACUUGAGCCAAGGUGAUCGUGACUUUUUUCGUAAAUGGGAUGAACUCCUUACCAAAGAAGAAGGGAAUUUGGUGAGGUUUCGACGGGAGCUGUGGACUCUGCUCAGCAAGGAACGUGAAUCCCUUGGUCGGUGCUUUGGUGACGUCGUGAUCAAUCCGCGUUCUGCGUCAGAGGAUAAGAAUGGGACGAAGAUCAACCGUUACCGUUAUACCUUUGUCAAGCGCCAAAAGUCUCCCGGUUUCUCGUUCGCCGAAUCGCAAAUAUCCGUUGGUGAGCCAGUUGUUGUGUCCGAUGAGAAGGGACAUUUUGCUCUUGCCAAUGGCUACGUGGUUCACGUGAGCGCGUCAUAUAUUACAGCUGCUGUGGAUCGGAGGCUACAUAACGCGAGAUCAAAAACGGCCGGUUUCGAUGCCAAGACAAACCAAUCUUUCAAGGGCAUCAUGGAAAUUGAAAAUGCUGAACCGGCAGCUUUGGAAGACCCGGACGAACAAAUUGUCUAUCGAAUCGACAAAGACGAGUUCAGCAAUGGCAUGGCAACGGUUCGGAACAAUCUCAUUUGCAUGAUGGACAAAGACCUCUAUCAAGCAAGACAUCUCAGGCGGCUCAUUGUGGAAGGUCAAGCUCCGGUUUUCAAGCCACAACCCGCUGCAUAUACCAUUGCCAGUUCCGACAACCUCAAUGUUGACCAAGAGCAAGCGAUUGACAAAGUCAUGAGUGCUCAAGACUAUGCGUUGGUUCUCGGUAUGCCCGGAACUGGCAAGACAACCACCAUUGCUCAUAUCAUUCGAGCACUCGUCGCGCAAGGGAAAAGUGUUCUACUCACUUCUUACACACACACAGCAGUCGAUAACAUUCUGCUGAAGAUUCGUGAUGACGACAUCCGUAUCCUUCGCAUCGGUGCUCCGACGAAAAUUCACCCUGAGAUACAAGAUUUUGCAGAUCUCGCGGCUAUUCCAAAACCGACCAUUGAAGAGCUGAAGGACUCGUACGAAAAUCCGCAAGUCGUGGCUACGACUUGUCUUGGUGUGAAUCACAACAUCUUCAACCAGCGCAUCUUCGAUUACUGCAUUGUCGAUGAGGCAUCACAGAUUACGCUUCCUGUCUGUCUAGGUCCAAUCCGUAUGGCAAGGACUUUCAUCUUGGUUGGUGACCACUACCAGCUUCCGCCAUUGGUACAGAACAAGGCGGCACAGGAAGGAGGCUUGGACGUCAGUCUCUUCAAAUUGUUAUCCGAUGCGCAGCCCGACUCGGUUAUCAGUCUAGAGCAUCAGUACCGCAUGUGCGAGGAUAUCAUGCUGCUUUCGAACACGCUCAUCUACUCCGGCCGCUUGAAAUGUGGCACACCUCAAGUUGCAGCCCGCUCACUUGACAUUCCAAACAUCCAUGCCCUCAAGCAAUUUCACACCGAUAAUGAAUGCUCAGCGCAGUCCCAUCAACAGCCAUCGUCCAAAACCCUCCUGGUCAAUACGGAUCCUCUUGGUGCCAUGGCUCUCGAAAGUGCGCAGGGUCAGCGCAUUGUGAACCAUGCCGAAGCCAUCCUCUGUUCCCAACUUGUCGAAUCCUUCAUCGCCAGCGGAGUCCAACCUCAAAACAUUGGUGUCAUUACGUUCUACCGCAGUCAACUCUCCAUCCUUCGGCAGACGCUUCGCCGCUAUGCCCCGGACCUGGAAAUGCAUACCGCGGAUAAGUUCCAGGGCCGCGAUAAAGAAGUUGUCAUUCUUAGUUGCGUUCGGAGUAACUCAGAUAAUCAUGUUGGCGAGCUUCUUCGUGACUGGCGCCGUGUAAAUGUCGCGUUCACGCGCGCUCGCACCAAACUCCUUGUCGUCGGUAGCAGAUCAACUCUUCGUGAUGGUAACGAGCUUCUUUGCAAAUACGUUCGCCUCGUCGAGAGCAAGAAUUGGGUCUACAAUUUACCGCCAGGUGCCACCGAGAACCAUGUUUUCCAAGCUACUGGUUUCAACUCCACACAGCUACCCUUUCAGUCUCCUGAGGCAUACUCAAUGGAUGGAUCUGCAAAGAAAGGAAAUAGCCCUACUGUCAAAAAGUCCCCCUCGCGCGAGCCACUCAGCCCCUUGGGCUCUAGGCAACCUGGGCUGCGCAAGCCUGCGAAGAAAGGUGCCAAGCUGUUCAAUGGAAAUUCUGUCAUCGGAAACAGGCCUAUCAUUCAAGACCUGGUGAAUGACAUAUCUGGAUAG